This is a messenger RNA of Elaeis guineensis (African oil palm), 2063 nucleotides long. RefSeq lists its product as uncharacterized. The record is from RefSeq and is a predicted model, not a curated record. NCBI's taxonomy places the organism in Eukaryota, Viridiplantae, Streptophyta, Magnoliopsida, Arecales, Arecaceae.
GCCUUUUCCUUCCCUCCACUUUUCCUUCGUCACUAAGUCUUCUCCCCUUCCCUGCUCUUCUUCUCCACCUUUUCCUCUUCCCUCUCUUCAUCUCCAAGGCAAUCGGGUGAUCAAAAGCGCAGAAAGGAAGAACAAGAGUAAAAGAAGAGCAUCACAACCUCCACUGCAAUGGCGGAGCCAAAUCCUGCUCUCAACCCCUCCAAAUUACCAACUCCAAAGCUCAGAACUCCAAACCCACAAGCCCAACAAGCCUCAGCUAGAUUCCUCUCCAGUUUCCUCUACAAAGUCAUCUUCUUCACCAUCAUCAUCGCCCUCCUCCCUCUUUUCCCCUCCCAAGCCCCAGAGUCCAUAAACCAAUCCCUCUUCACCAGAAGCUGGGAACUCCUCCACCUUCUCGUCGUCGGGAUUGCCAUAUCUUACGGCAUUUUCAGCCGCCGCAACACCGAACCGGAGCUUGAAAAGGAGGCGGCUGCUUGGAAGGCUGAUAGCCCCCAAUCUUACAUCUCCCAAAUCCUUCAUGUCUCUUCAGACUUCGACGAUGACGAGGUUUAUAGCCCCCAUGGGCCUCUUGAUGAGAGCAAGAUCCGGACUUGGAGCUCACAGUACUACCGAAAUAAUCCUGUGGUUGUGGUUAGAAAUGAACGAACCGAUGCCGGCCACGCUACCAAUAAGCCUCUGUAUCUGCCUGUCCGAAGCUUGAAAUCAUGUGCCCAGGACUCGGGGUUAAUGGAUUCCUGUAAUGAAUUCAUUGAUGAGUACUCUGGCUCAGUUAACGGAAUGGAAGAGUCUAGAUCUUUUGAUGCUCUGAAUUCGGAGAAUGGACUGGAGGGGAGUCCUGUCCUUCGAUCUCCUAUUCCAUGGAGAUCAAGAUCAGGAAGGAUGGAGGUGAAUGACGAAUCAGCUUCGGGUACAGGUAUCGCAUCUCCACCUUCUUGUUCUGUGCCACCUUCCAUCUUGGAAGCCGAUUUCGGGCCUUCCAGGACUCCAUCAUUCCGUUCUCCGGUGCCCCGUACCCCCUCCACUCCGAAUAGGCUCGCUCCUUCACCCUCUCUUUCCCCAGAAAUGAGGACCAAAAGCGGUGAGGAUUUGGGGAGGAGGAAGAGCUUCAACAAGUCCACUCCACCCCCGGCACCGCCACCGCCACCUCCUUUUCUUGGACAUGGCUAUUCACACAUCUCAGACAAAAAGGUUGUAUCAAAAAGUUUCAAAGAUGAAUUGGAAGAUCUGAGCAGAGGAAGGAAAGGCUUUCCGAGUGCCAAAGGCUUUGCUCCUUCGAUGUCAUCAUCAAAAUCUAGAAAUGAAGCAGAAAGCUAUUCGGUUGGAAGGUCAGUUAGAACAGUUCCAGCAAAGGAAGUCCCAAGCGCAAUGCCAGAUCGAGUGACCAACUUCGGUGCUGAGCAAUCCUUUGGCUAUGAAGCACUCCAGCCUCCUCUGGUUCCAAGAUAUCAAGCUGAGAAGAGGAAUGAAUUCAUGGAGAAUGUGAUCGUUUCCUCGGAUGAGUCCGAUACUGAUGAUGUUGCUGGUGAGUCCUCUGACAAAGAAGUUGUUUCAAACUCUGUGGCAGAAGCAGCACCAAAGGAGAAUGAAGUUGAUAAGAAGGCUGAUGAGUUCAUAGCCAAGUUCAGGGAACAGAUUAGGCUUCAGAGAAUUGAAUCAAUCAAGAGAACCAGUGGGCAGCGAAGCCCCAGAAACCAAAAUUAGUGUCAUAUUUUGGUGCCUUGGCAACCGAUGAUGUUUACUUUUUAGUGUCCGUGAUGCUGUCUUUUAUUUCUUUUCCUGAAUUUAGAGUUUCCAAACACCUAUCUAGUUGAAUGAAGAUUCAAAAUUUGUUAGUCUUGUUCUUCAUUCUCUUUUCAAGGCGAUCGUCCUGCCUUUAUCAUUAGUGGCAAUGUACUUGAAAUUAGAUUAUUGGAGCAUGUGAUUACGCUUGUACUGAAGACUAGUCUAUUUUCAUCACCUUUUGUUCUCCACCUUGUUAUGUUCUCCAUGAUGUGGUCUUGGAAAUCCAAAAAUUGUUGAUCAUGUGAUUAUGCUUGUAUUGAAGACUAGUCUAUUUUCAUCAC